ACCCUCUCAAUAUGAGUCUCUAGCGGGCGACUAACCUCCACCGGAGUAAACAGAUUGAGGCCUUAACAAACAAAACCUCCACUACCGGAGUGAAUCCGGUACAGAAUAGUGAGUUGGUUCCUCGACUAAAGUCACCAACUCCCUACCUUCAAUCAAGGAUGCUCUAUCAACCUAGGCAGAUAUUCUCAUUCUAGGUUAAAGCAGAAACAACAGGAAUUUGAUCAGGAUUCAAGUCAUUCAAUCAAUCAAGCCUCAAUCGAAUAAAAUCAACUCAUAGAAUCAGUACUUGGGUUCAUACAAUCAAACCUAACAUACAAAUCUAGGGUUCUCCAUACCCAGAUGAAUGGGAGAACUACUCCAUGGAGAAAGAAGCAAAAGCAGAAUCAGACGCGGAAUUCAUACUGUGAAGGAUGGAUUCCUGCUCCUGGACGUUGAUCGGCACUUCUCCAAGCUCAAACUGGCCUCCAAUGGUGUUGAAGAUCAAGCUAGGGCACUUGGAGACUCUUGUUCGUCGCUUUCUCUCUUUAGGAAUCGCUCUAUCUCUCUCAAAACUCGAAUCCCCUUCUGUUUUGGCUGAAAUCUGCUUAAAAGGGCAUCAGUGGCCAAAGCACGGUCGAGGGCACGGCCAUGCUUUGCCUCAGCCCGCCCGUGCUUUGGCUAGGGUUAAUUACACGGCCAUUGUGUUGGGAGAAACACGGCCGUGCUUUGGUGGACACGGCCGUGCUUUCAGCCCGUGUUUGCAGCUUGAAUUUGCCAAACUCAAUUAGCUCUCGGCAGUAAAAGCACGGCCACAGAACACGGCCGUGUUCUGUUUUAGGUGUGCCCGUGUUUUGGCUCCAGCUCGACGAAAUGACUUUCGAAUGCCCCGAAACUCGUGCUUACCCUUUCCUUUGACGCCUAGGACCUGAAAUAUGACAAAAUAGCACAACCCGGCGUAAAAUAGGCCAAAAAUACACGACUAUGCCCCUCAAACGGAUAAGAACUAGGGGCGCAAAUAUGUGUAAUUACAUCGUUAUCAGACUGCGAUGAGAUAGGACAGGAGUAGGUUGGCGAUUAACAAGGUAGCCAAUAGUAUGAACUACUUCAACCUAGAAACCAGAAGGGAUACAAGACUGAAACAAAAUCGCCCGAGUAAGCUCCAAAACAUGUCGAUGUUUUCUUUUAACCAGUCCAUUUUGCUGUGACACCUGAAGACAUGACUAUUGAGGUGGAAUGUCGUGUUCCUUGAAAACUAUCUGCAAUGGUCCUGACGAAAAAUCACCCUCAGGAUCUGAUCUAAUAAUCUUCACAAUUUUCCCAAACUAUGUUCUUAUCAUCUGAAUGAACUCUUUAGCAACAUCGAGAAGCUCUGACUUCUGACGAAGGAAGUAAAUCCAUACAAAACGCAUUGCAUGAUCUAUAAAAAGUGCAAAAUAUC
Messenger RNA from Linum trigynum, 1417 nucleotides. NCBI's taxonomy places the organism in Eukaryota, Viridiplantae, Streptophyta, Magnoliopsida, Malpighiales, Linaceae. The record is from the annotation of a GenBank genome assembly.